Molecule: messenger RNA, 2091 nt
Organism: Zeugodacus cucurbitae (melon fly)
Lineage: Eukaryota; Metazoa; Arthropoda; Insecta; Diptera; Tephritidae
Product: major royal jelly protein 1
Exons: 3
Coding region: 202-1467 (421 amino acids)
Cellular component (GO): extracellular region
Source: RefSeq, a predicted model, not a curated record
UGGCGCUGCUGGCAGUUACACUCAAUAAAUAAGGCGAAGCUGCAAAUACAAGCAAAUAGUCUAAGUGAAGUGUUCAUAAAAAUCGGCGAUAAACAAGCAUUUAAGCCACGCGAAGUACGAAUAAAAUCACUGCAACAAGCAAGUGGAACAACAACAACAACAACUUAGAAUACAUAAUACCCUUAGAAGCCAGCACACAAAAUGCAACUGCAGCUGCACACCAACGCACAACAACAACAACUGGCGCUUAUACUCUUUGCCACCACACUUGCCACCCUACUCCGAUUCACACCCACACACGCCGCCACCUACUCGGACGACCAUGCUGCUGACGACACCGGCGCCGCUGACCAUGACAGCUACGGCUACGGUCACAGCAACAAGUAUGUCAGCAAGUGUGACAGCAAAAAUCCAUUGGCUGCACUCACCUUCCAGCUGAGCGGCAACAACCUGCGCUGGCCUUGCGAGUCGACCAAAAGCAUUUACGUCCAAUCCGGCCGGUAUGUGCCGCGCAAUGUGAUCGUGACGCGCGCCCAGUUGCGACGUGAUGACGCCUUCGUCGCGUUGCCUCGCUACAAACAGGGUGUGCCAUUCACAUUGGGACGCGUGCAGUUGAAGAAGGGUCAGUGUGUGGCCAAGAUUGCGCCAUAUCCGUGCUGGGCCAUACAGGAGGAGGGCAAUUGUCAGGCAUUGCAGUCUGUGGUCGACAUCGCUGUGGAUCCCAAUGGCCUCCUCUGGGCCUUGGACGUAGGUCUGGUGAACACCUUGGAACAGCCGAUACGCCGUUGUGGUCCCAAAAUCGUAGCCAUCAACACCGCUGACAACAAAGUAGUGAAGAGUAUCGACUUGAGUGAUCUUGUGACGUCUGAGUCCCGUUUGCAGUUCAUAGUGGUGGACUACUCGAAGGAUAACAAGCCGUUCGUGUAUGUUGCCGAUGCGGGUGCACGCAGCAUACUCGUCUACGAUAUUGCAUACGGCAAAUCGUAUCGCAUCGUUUUACCCAAGGCCACUGCACCUACCACCGAUGUGCUUUAUAUGGCGCUCACCGCCGCACCGGACGGCACUUCGACACUCUACUUCACAUAUUUGAGCUCGCCACACCUCUACUCCAUACGUGGCCAGUAUUUGCGUGUUGGCCAGGGUGCCGGUUCAAUUGUGGAUGUGGGCGCCAAGCCUUAUGGCAAGCAAAUGGUGUUGCUCGGCGCCGAUGGUGGCACAAAUCUGUUCUUCCGUUACAAGGGUGAGAACGAUAUAUACAUGUGGAAUUCGGAGACUUGCUUUAAGGCAGCCAAUUUACAAGAUGUGCAACAUGGCGGUGAUUGUCGACUGUCGACGCAGGUGCUGCCGGGUCACAAACGUUUCAUGUGGGCUUUGGAGAGCAACUUUCAUGAUUUCAUCUCGGAGCGAACGGGUUGCAAUGGCGCGUCAAUUGUGCUGCAUCCCGUCGUGCGCGAAUGUGAAGACUGAGGGUCGAAAUGUAGAAGUAGAUUUAAGUGAAUUGUUCGAAAAUAAAUUUCACAGAUGUUUUUUUUAAUAUAAGGUCCGUUUAUUUCAUCUUAUUUUUAUUUAAUCAAUAAACCAUUCUUCUAAAUGAAUAAACCAUGUUUAAUUAGUUGAAGUUCACGAAUUCGCAACAAAAACCGACAGAAGAGAGUACUAUGUUCACUAAAUCACAAGCAAACUGCGCCACUGAAAAUCGAUCCUUCAGGGCAUUUAAAUAGUAAUGGUAUUAAUUUUCCACUAGUGCCACUCACUUCACAGACAUAGAAUAUACGUGUGUCACCGGGCCAUGCGCCCUUAUCACCGGCAGUUGUGCAUCUAAAAGCCGGAUUAUAGCAAACUACAUUGGAGGCGAAUGCACACGACUGCAGAUUAACCGAAUAUCGUUUACGUGGACCACAUCUAUAACGGGUAUAUGUACCGCUACUAUUGCAAUCAUAGAAGUUUCGACAAUCAUAUGGAUCGGGAAAGCGACCGACCGUUUGACAUUUGAAUUCGGUUGUUGUGCUAGCGGCAAAACCAUUUGAGCCAUGGUUAGGUCGUAGAAACCACGCCUGUGUCAAAGUGGUUGUGCAUGCGGUAAACAGGAGC